Messenger RNA from Linum trigynum, 3324 nucleotides. Lineage: Eukaryota; Viridiplantae; Streptophyta; Magnoliopsida; Malpighiales; Linaceae. The record is from the annotation of a GenBank genome assembly.
CACUAGCUACUGGCUUAGCACUUCGAAAUAGUACCUGCAGUUUUAGAAAGAGAUGGCAGCCGUUCUCCCUUCCGUACCGCCGGCGUUCCCUCGACCGCCAACAGCGGACAAACCAUGUCGCUAUUGAUCUGCCAGAAAAACCCAGGUGGCCAUCGGAGGUAUCUUAUCACCCGUCUUGCGGAAAAACACACUUGAAGGAUGCAUGGACAAUGGUGAAAAACUCCCCCGAAGGAACCUGCCAUUGCUUGCGAGCUCACUCAACCUGUUGUGCAGCAAUUCCAAAUCUCUGAACCAAGGCCAACAAAUUCAUCAGCAUGUCAUUGCAUCAGGGUCUAGUGGUAUCCAAUUCGUGGUAACUAAGCUGAUCCAAUUGUAUGCGGAUUGCGAUGAUCUGGAUUCUUCGAGGAAGCUGUUUGAUGUAUUUCCGAAGCCAAAUGUGUUUGCCUGGACAGCUAUUCUCGGGUUCUUCUCAAGGAAUGGGAUGUACGAGGACUGUUUGGAGAACUAUGGGUUGAUGAAGUCUCAAGGAGUCUCUGAGGAUCACUUGGUGUUCCCAGAAGUUAUGAAAGCCUGUGCUCAGUUGACAUGGUUGGAUGGAGGGAUGUGGGUCCAUGGAGGUGUGGUUGUUUAAGAUCACGAGCGAAACUUUCAUGUGUGCAAUGCUUUGAUCGACAUGUAUGCGAAGUGUGGAAAUGUGUUGAGUGGGAGGUUGGUUUUUGAAGAGAUGGCAGAAAGAGAUUUGUUUACUUGGAAUUCAAUGAUUUCUGGGUUCAUUGGUAAUGGGUUGCUAGAUUCAGCUUUGCAGCUCUUUGGUGGUCUGAAAUUGGAGGGUAUUAAGCCUGACGUAAUUACAUUUAACAUGUUGAUGGAUGCUUAUUUUCGGAUGGGGCUGUGUGAUGAAGCUUCAAAAGUUUUUGAACAGAUUGAAGCUCCUGAUAUAAUUUCAUGGACCACUCUAAUAUCUGGUUAUUCUCGAGCUGGCAAGUAUGCUACAUGUUUGAUAAUUUUCAAAGACAUGGUGAAUGGAGGAGGGAUUUUUCCUGAUGUAGAUUCCCUUUCACUUAUCCUUGUUUCGUGUCGCCAUCUGCCUGCUUUAAUGUGUGGGAAGGCCAUCCAUGGUUAUGGAAUCAAAACUCAACAACCUGGUGGGAGAUUUUACAGAUCAGCUGGUCCGGAUUUAAUGACAAUGUAUGCUAGAUGUGACUCUUUUCAUUAUGCUAGAACUGUGUUUGCACUAAUGGACAGAUCACAUGUUGUUGCCUGGAACACAAUGAUUCUGGCUUUUGUAGAAUCUGAGUCAAGGGAUUUAGCACUCGAAUGCUUUGGUGAGAUGCAAAGAUCAUAUAUCCGGAAUGAUCAGACAACCAUAUCUACUGUUUUACCAGUUUGUGAUUUGAAGCAUGGAAAGCAAAUUCAUGCCUACGCCACGAAACACUAUUUCCAUACGAGUGUUGCAGUUUGGAAUUCAGUCAUACACAUGUAUUCCAUGUGUGGGAAAAUUGAGGCCGCAUACUCAGUGUUUACAACAGCGAAAACCCGAGAUUUAGUAACAUGGAACGCAAUGAUCAGAGGAUUUGGCAUGCAUGGGCUUGCACAGGCUGCUUUGAAUCUUCUCAGGACAUGAAGCGGGUUGGAGUUCAUGCUGAUGCUCUCACAUUUACUUCGGUGCUAUCAGCCUGUCAUCAUUCAGGCCUUGUAGAAGAGGGCAUUGAACUCUUCGAGAGCAUGACCGGAGAAUAUGGAUUUGUCCCCACGAUGGAACAUUACUCCUGUGUUGUCAACAUGCUAGCACGUGUCGGUAGGCUAGAAGCUCCAAUCAAUUUCAUUCAUCAAAUGCCCCUGGAGCCUGAUAAGUCUGUUUGGGGGGCCUUACUGACAGCCUGCCUUGACCAGCAGAAUGUAGAGGUUGGAAAGCUUGCUGCUGAAAAGUUAAUCCAACUGGAACCUGGACGCGCAGGACAUUAUGUGGCUUUGUAUAGUAUAUACGCAGAGGCUGGAAGAUGGGACGAUGCUGUAAAGGUGAGAAAGGAAAUGGAAGGCCGAGGGUCGGUUAAGCCCUCAGGACAGAGUUGGAUAACUAUCGGGAACUGAAGUUAAGUUAAAUUCAGUGAAUGACAGCUUCACCACAGUUCAUGGAGAAAACCGUCUCUGGAACAGCUUUGCUAGGAAAAGAAAACGCAAUGGAUGGUAUCCAAGAGUGCUCCAUCACGUCGGGUAACGAGGUGAGUAUUGACAAAAAUAGUUGAGGUUAUCAAUUAAUAUAGUGCCUGACUGAUAUGUGAUCUAGUGGCAUGAUUCUACCCCAAAAAAGAAACUAGUGGCAUGAGUUUUCACAAAAACAAAAAUGGCACUAGUUAUAGAUGUCACUAAAAACUGCACAACCUUGUCAAACUAAUUAUCAGGCAUGUCCAUGCUUUGUAGUAAUGUAGAAACACUUUACAGUUUACACUGAAACCUGUGAAAAGAAUCAAAAUUAACUUCAAUUAUAAUUCUUUUCAGGUUCUUGAAAUAUUGACGGAUGUUAUAAUCUAGUUCCUGUAUCGGCGUUCACAAGAGUUCCCUCCCAACCAGCACAACUCUAUUAUCUAUUACUGCUAUGGGUUCAUUUAAAGACUUCAGAGCAAGUGAGGAAGAUAGUAGAAAACUGCAUGCAGAACAAGAUUCAUCCUGCACACCGCAGAAAGGUGCAAUUCAUAUGUUUCCGCUGUGGUUCUUUGGUGUCUAUCUGUCAGACAAAUUCUGUCUGCUUAUGUGCGGGUUUCUUUCUUAUGAAAGGAUGAUUACAUUCAAUCCUUGAUUUCUUUAUAUCUGCGAUGUAGGUUCUUAUAAUGAAGAAAGACAUCAAGAGAAAAUCCAGCACUGAAAAAUGAGAGCCGGGACAUAUCUUCUUUCUGAAGUAUGCUGACCAUCUCCAACAAGCUAAUCAUAAAUUGCAACUCCACGAUGACAAGCUACGCUCUAUUAUGCCUAUUAUUGUUUAGAAUACAUUUCGUCCCUGGAACAGUUCCUCUUCACUCUUGCAAUGACCCUUUCUGAUUUUGGAGCAAAAGUAGAAAGAUACUGGAAAUCAGAGAGGUGGUGAGAAUGUAAUGUAGAGAAACUUAUACCAGUAUCAUCUGGAGAACAAUCAAAGGGAAAGAUCAUAGCAAGCAAGAGGAAAUUGGUCAGUUUUCGACUGCUUCUUUCGUCACGUUUUCAAGAUCAUGUUCGCAUGCACCAUUUUUCUUAUCCCAUAUGCUCUAAAGUCUAACUUAUGUAACUGAACAAGUCUCAAAUGCGUGUUGAUUAGUCUUCCCCCUCAUGUAACAAACACAAAAUAUCAGA